GAUCGACGAUGGAGACGGAGCCACUCCCGUGAACCUUCACUCCCCUCCACUAGUCACUCUCUAGCUAAUCUCUGGUUGAUUGCCAAGAGCGAGCUAGCUAGCCGGCCGCCGCCUCGCCCUGCUGCACGACGGCCGCCGCCAUGGCGGGCGCCGCGGCGGAGCGGAAGGUGAGGGUGGCGGAGCUGGCGCUGCGCGCGCUCCUCUGCGGGCUGGCGGCCCUGGCGGCGGCGCUGGUCGCCACCGACGCCCAGACCCGGACCUUCUUCUCCUUCCAGAAGAAGGCCACCUUCAGGGACAUGAAGGCCAUGGUGUUCUUGGUGGUCGCCACCGGCGUGGCCGCCGGGUACAGCCUGCUGCAGGCGGCGCGGUGCUGCUGCUGCGGCCUCCAGCCGACGAGCCGCCGGGCCCUGGCCUGGUGCGUCUUCUCCUGCGACCAGGCGCUGGCGUACGCGGUGCUGGCGGCGCUCGCGGCGGCGCUGCAGGCGUCGCUCAUCGCCAAGCGCGGCCAGCCCGAGCUGCAGUGGAUGGGGAUCUGCGCCAUGUACGGCGCCUUCUGCAGGCAGGCCGGCGGGGGGCUCGCCAGCGCCGUCGGGGCCGGGGUCGCCGCCGUCCUGGUCGCCUUCAUCUCCGCAUUCAACCUCUUCAGGCUCUACGGCGACAAGACCGGCGGCGCCGCCCGGAACGGCGCCGGCGCCACGUGGUAGUGUGUAGCUGCUAGUGCACUGAAAGCUUUGCUUGGUUGCGCAUCGCGAUGGCACAAAUACAAUGCGAGAUGGGAAGAAUAGAUGGUCGAGUGAAACCAUGAUGGCACGUGGAACUGCAUUCCCAAACUCUCUGCGGUGCUUUCAGUCGCCCAAAUCUACAAUCUGGUGCUUAUGGCCUUUUGGAAACUCAUUGUUAUCAAAACGUAGGAUUCAAAUUGGUUGCCGACUGUAAUCUUACGCGACUUCAAUUAGAAUGCAUAAAAUUUCCAAUAAAUUGUUUGGAUGCAGCACAUGAGAAAAUAAAGAAUUCAGCGUGUGCUUGGUUUCGG
This is a messenger RNA of Panicum hallii, 1033 nucleotides long. Its product is annotated as CASP-like protein 2U1. NCBI's taxonomy places the organism in Eukaryota, Viridiplantae, Streptophyta, Magnoliopsida, Poales, Poaceae. The record is from RefSeq and is a predicted model, not a curated record. Bases 141 to 704 code for a protein of 187 amino acids. The transcript has 2 exons.